Messenger RNA from Kockovaella imperatae, 1486 nucleotides. RefSeq lists its product as hypothetical. The record is from RefSeq and is a predicted model, not a curated record. The transcript is spliced from 11 exons. NCBI's taxonomy places the organism in Eukaryota, Fungi, Basidiomycota, Tremellomycetes, Tremellales, Cuniculitremaceae. Bases 130 to 1389 code for a protein of 419 amino acids.
GCGAAUCAAGAAUCAAAAUCCCGCACUCACGACAUUACUUAUACGUCCAGGAUCUCUGACGGACGCGACUCACCCCCUAUCCCCCCCUCCACUCUGCCUCCACUCCCUCCUUCUACCGCUCCGCCCACCAUGGCAUCUCACCAAACCGCUGGCAACUACUCCAGUGGCCAGAGGUAUGAUCAAGGGGCUCAGCCUACCCAUUCCAAAGCGUACUCUCAAUCAGGCUUUCAGCCCAAUGUAGCUUACACUGCUCCGAUCCGACAGCCUCCACCAGAUGAGUUGACUGCUGAAGAGCUCGAGGCAUAUGAAAGGGGGAUCAUCAACUGGGAGAAGGCUAGAAACUGGCGAUUCUGGUUCAGAAAAGAAUGGAAGUGGUGGUAUGUAGCUUUCGUCUUCCUGGUCAUCAUCGUCGCUCUCAUGGCGUUCUUCCACAAAACUAUCAUCAACUGGUUGGAGCCUUUUGUCCGCAAAAUCCAAGCCAUCAAAUACGGCUGGCUCAUCCCUGUGGGCAUCCUAUUCGCUCUCAGUUUCCCACCGCUCUUUGGAAAUGAAAUCGUCAUGGUCCUAGUAGGUCUCGUAUGGGGUCUGGGGAUAGGGUUUGCCAUUGUCGCUGUCGGCAUCAUCCUUGGUGAAGGCGCCAACUACUUCGUGUUCAAGUAUUUAUGCACGAAUCGUGCCAAGAAAAUGACUAAGAAGAGCCUGAACUAUGCUUGUCUAAGUCAAGCAAUCAUCGAAGGAGGGUUUGUCAUGGCUUGGAUCGUAAGAUUGAGUGUUAUUCCAACCCAUUUCACUACAGCUGUGUUCGCCGUCUGCGGGCUCAAGUGGUACCACUUCUUCCUCGCUUUGAUUCUAGCCUUGCCAAAGCAGCUCCUCUCUGUAUACGUCGGAGUCGUCCUUGGCGAACAAAACCCGACAUCCAACUCGCACGUCGUUUCCGACAGCGUGUUCGGCGUCACGGCAGUAGUGACAAUUGGAGCCUUGAUCUUCAUCUACCGCCGCAUGAUGGCCGUCCGCAAAAAGGUUAUCAUCGGAAUGAGGGAUGACCUCCAAGCUCAAGGUGUCAAGAUUCCCGAUCAAUACGCCACAGGUGCAUUCGAAACCGAUGCUGGAGAGACUAGUAACCGAACUUGGGCUCAUCCCUUCCCCCACCAUGCUAUCACCGAACCUCAGGGAAGUUCCCCGCACCAAUAUCAUACUCAACCUCAAUUACAAUACCAGCAACAACAAUCAUACUCAUCCGCUCAGGAUGGCUUUCAACACCAGCCGUACUCUUCAUCCCAGGAUGGCUAUCAACAACAACAACAACAACAACAGCCAUCGCAUCAGAACGAGUACCAACAGAAUGCUUAUUCAAAGUAUCGGCAGCAGCCUGUGGAUCAGCGACGCUAGACGCAGCUGUCUUGGGGUGAAGAGAAUGAUGUAAGAAGAAGCCAGAUCUGGGAUCUGUCGCUAUCAAAUGCCGUCGCUCUAUAGAGCGACAAUAGCU